UAUUCUGGAGGACAAGGGGCCGAUGUAACUUGGACCCACCGACGCCUGCUCGCUGUCAGGGCUUUUUUUCUUGACUCUUGUAAAAAGAUGGCGUCUUUCGGGACUGUUGGAGCCCGAUUCGAGCCGUGCCCCCGGCCCCUGCCGCCCCUCGGCCGCCGUGUUUUUUUUUUUAUCUUUGAUGGAAGUUGUUAUCAGCGUGGCUGCUGGCUGCGUUAGCUCCGCGCGGCUAACAGGAUGGUUAGCAUUAGCGGCUACGGCUAACGUUAUCCACUUGUUCUCAGCCUCAGACGGAGCAAUGUCGGACGGUUUUUUUCACACCGAAACACCGAAAAACAGCCCGUAAACCGCGACGGUUCUCCCAAACAGGCGGCCGGGGGGCUCUCCGAGGGGGGACCGAGCGUCCACAGGGCCGCAGAGGCUUAAUAACACGGUUAUAAAACAUUAAUUUGUCUGCCCGAAACAAAAACCCACUUUUCAGUGUUUGAACUCCCGCAGCAGAAGAAGAAGAAGCACUUGGCGGCUUUCAUCUUGAAACCCUCCAUUUUAGCUUCAUUUCUUCCCUUUUCGGGCCCUCUGCGGAGGCACGCGGGGCUGCUCGGGGAAGUUUAUCCCGACAACUUGGCGUCCCACCCGGGGAGCAAUUACUCCAAUUAACCGGCGGCCUCCACAGCCCGCUAACAGCCGCCGAGCACCUCCGCUCAGGUGCUGCACGUAUGGACGCUUCUCAGGUGGACCGGGACCCCCCACCCCAACACUACAGGUCCCAGUACUCAGGGCCCCCAGCUCGCGCUGCAGGCUGGAGCACAAAAGAAACACGAGCGAGUACUGCACAGGGCUCGUUCUUAAUGCUCCUCUUUGGUGUGUCACAUGACCUCUGAAUCACUGUGGGCAGUGUGACCUGAUCAGGUUUGGCUCACAUGUGAAAGUUUUAUGGAGCAAAGAAAAACAAACCCAAACUGUCAAAUAAUAAAAAGAAUCCUCUUAAAAUGUGAACAGCAAACAAACUGAAAGCUUCAGAAAACAUCAGCAGAUGGUAGAAAGGGCAGCACAGAGGGGUGGAGUCCGGUCCCACAGCCAGGUGCACCACUUUAAUGCUUCAGUUGGAUGGUUUUCCUACUGGAGACAGUGUUCAGGCUGAUCGAUCGGCUGGCAGACUGACUGGAUCCAUGAUGGAAUUACAGACGUUACAGGAGGCCCUGAAGGUGGAGAUCCAGAUCCAUCAGAAACUGGUUGCUCAGAUGAAGCAGGACCCUCAGAACGCAGAUCUGAAGAAGCAGCUCCACGAACUUCAAGCAAAGAUCACAGCGCUCAGCGAGAAGCAGAAAAAGGUGGUGGAGCAGCUGAGGAAGGAGCUGCUGGUGAAGCAGGAGCCGGAGGCCAAGCUGCAGCUGCAGGUCCAAACUCCUCCAGGAGGAGGAGACAUCAAGCCGGCCAACCCACUGCAGAGCCAGCAGAUAGCUGGAGCGCUGCAGCAGACGCUGACAGUGACGCCGGUCCUCACCACAAAGACGCUGGUGCUGAAAGCUGCCCCCGGCACUGUCCUGCCGCAGCGCCCGCCCACCGUCGCUAUGGUAACCACAGCUAUCACCAAACCCGACUCGCAGAACGCCCCCAUCAACCUCCAGGUGGCCGGCAAGCUGACAAAUCAGAGCUCGGAGCCCAUGCGGCUGGUGUCCAAGAACACCAUGGUGGUGCAGGCCGCCGCCCAGCCAAUCAAAGUUCCUCAGUUUGUCCCGCCUCCUAGACUGACGCCUCGACCCGCCUUUCAGCCACAGGUCCGGCCAAAGCUGACCACGCCCACCAAUGUCCCUAUUGCACCGGCCCCUCCCCCACCCAUGAUGGCGGCCCCCCAGUUGCUGCAGCGGCCCGUCAUGUUGGCCACUAAGCUCUCGUCCUCGCUGUCGUCGUCGGCGCCCAUCCACCAGGUCCGCAUCGUCAACGGCCAGCCCUGCAGCAAGACCGGUGCCGCCCCGCUGACGGGCAUCGUCAUCACCACGCCAGUCUCCGCUGCACCCAACCGCCUCGCCAGCCCCGCCCAGGUGCCCCUGCCCACCCCUGUCCCCACUCAGACUCCGGUCCAGCCGAUCCAGAUCAGCAGCCUGACCACUGAGCCCAAGCAGACUGUUAAACCGGGAGGAACAGAGCAGCACGCCGUCGUCAGCCUCCCGUCCUCCUCCUCAAUCGCUCCUGUGUCUCCUCCUCCCAGGCCCCCCAAGAAAGAGGAGAACCCAGAGAAACUGGCCUUCAUGGUGUCCUUGGGCCUGGUAACACACGACCACCUGGAAGAAAUUCAGAGCAAAAGACAGGAGCGUAAGAGGAGAACGACGGCCAACCCAGUGUACAGCGGCGCCGUGUUUGAACCCGAGAGGAAAAAGAGUGCAGUGAGUUACCUGAACAGCCCUCUGCACCAGGGGACCAGGAAGAGAGGUCGUCCACCCAAAUACAGCAGCGUCCCGGACCUGGUCAGCCUCACCCCGACCUCCCCCUCCAGCCCCGUCCAUCCCCUCCCCCUGCCCAGCCCCAGCUCUGGGGAUGGAGACAUCCAUGAGGACUUCUGCACUGUGUGCAGACGCAGUGGCCAGUUGCUCAUGUGCGACACGUGUUCUCGUGUUUAUCACCUGGACUGCCUGGAUCCACCCCUGAAAACCAUUCCUAAAGGCAUGUGGAUCUGUCCAAAAUGCCAAGAUCAGAUCCUGAAGAAAGAAGAAGCCAUUCCCUGGCCCGGCACCCUGGCUAUCGUUCAUUCCUACAUCGCUUACAAAGAAGCUAAAGAAGAGGAGAAGCAGAAGCUGAUGAAGUGGAGCUCAGAGCUGAAACUGGAGCGAGAGCAGCUGGAACAGAGAGUCAAGCAGCUCAGCAACUCCAUAACAAAAUGCAUGGAGACCAAAAACACCAUCCUGGCCCGCCAGAAGGAGAUGCAGCUCUCCCUGGACAAAGUCAAACACCUGAUUCGCCUCAUCCAAGCCUUCAACUUCAACCAGGCUCUGGCAGAGACGGAGGGCAAAGACAUGAGAGUCCCGGACAGGGCUGAGGCCGCGGUCAGCUCUGAAGCUCCGCCCAAAGUCAACUCGGCGGAGAAGGUGAAGGCGGGGAGCUCCUUGGCCAGCGUCAUCACCGAAGGGAGCAAGCCCGAGGAGCACGGAGCGGCGGGGAGCCACCAGACGGGCGGAGACACCUCCGGCCAGCCCGACAGCACAGUCCUAACGGCAGAUAGCGGCACCGGCGUGGGGGUGGACGGAAAAGCGGGGCUGGGGGGAGGGGCUAACACGGGGACUGGUCUCCAGGCGGAGAUCGUAGCCAAGCCUGAGACUGAGGUAGCCGCGGCAACUAAUGUUCCCGCUUCUUCGGCCGUUGCCACCACCAACGGCACAGCCGAGCCAGCCCGUCCCGAUCAGAGCCCCGGCGGAGGCCACGGCGCCAACGCCGCCACCGGCUCUGAAAACAAGACAGCUGCCGUCAACCCCCCAGAGACGCCGGCAGAGAAGAAACAGGAGGAGAUCACCGGAAGCGAUGGCAGCAACACCAACAACAGCAAAACCUCAGAACCCUCCCAGCAUUCUUUGCCAGCUCUCGUCAGCAGUUUGGACAAUAAAAAGUAACGCGGCGUCUCUUCAGUCGGGGAAUUCAAACAUAUAUAUUAAAAAAAAAGACUCUUGCUUGCACCGUGUGGUGCCCUGAAGUUGCCAAUCUGUAUAAAUGUUGUUUGUUUGCA
Molecule: messenger RNA, 3712 nt
Organism: Pundamilia nyererei
Lineage: Eukaryota; Metazoa; Chordata; Actinopteri; Cichliformes; Cichlidae
Gene: phf21ab
Product: PHD finger protein 21Ab
Exons: 20
Coding region: 1092-3599 (835 amino acids)
Biological process (GO): negative regulation of transcription by RNA polymerase II
Cellular component (GO): histone deacetylase complex
Molecular function (GO): chromatin binding
Source: RefSeq, a predicted model, not a curated record